AUGAGUCGCCCGCUUCUCUCGAACCGGACAUCCUCGGAGUUCCAGGAGCGUGAUAUUGCCGAGGAAGAUGCUCUCCUGACUGGUCAGCGCACCGAGCGCAGCACUUCGGGAUGGCAGAGAUGGCAGAGAUGGCGUGAGACGGGGCUGUUGGUGUGGGCGGUCGUAGCUACAGCAGGCGUCGUCAUUCUUGCCGUAGUCUACCAAAAGGCAGGAGGAAGUCCAUCGGACAGCACACCGAGCAGCGGCCACGGGAAGCGCAACCUCAUCUUCAUGGUGUCUGACGGCAUGGGCCCCACGAGUCUGAGCUUGACGCGCAGCUUCAUGCAGUUCCAGAACGGCGCACCUUUCAGCGAGCAGCUCGUCAUCGACCAGCACAUGAUUGGCCAGUCCCGCACUCGAUCCUCGUCCAGCCUGAUCACCGACUCGGCCGCGGGCGCAACAGCUUUCUCGUGCGCGCAGAAGAGCUACAACGGUGCCAUCUCAGUCACGCCUGAUCACGAGCCCUGCGGGACGGUGCUCGAGGCAGCGAAGAAGGCCGGAUACAUGACAGGCUUAGUCGUUACUACGCGCAUUACAGAUGCUACGCCGGCAUGCUUCGCAGCCCACGUCAACAUGCGCCAGGAGGAGGACCGCAUUGCCGAGCAGAUGGUGGGCGACUACCCUCUGGGCCGUGUCGUGGACCUGAUGUUCGGUGGCGGUCGCUGCCACUUCGUCCCCAAUUCCACGCUCGACCACUCGUGCAGGGAUGACGACCGCGAUGUGGUGGACCUGGCGCGCAAGAACGGCUUCAACUACAUCUCGGACCGCGCAGGCUUCGAUGGCUUGAAGGGUGGCGCCAACCUUGACUUGCCCAUGCUGGGCCUCUUCGCCGACACAGACAUCCCCUACGAGAUCGACCGCCGCAACGAGAACGACAAAUACCCUUCCUUGCACGAGAUGGCCGAGGCCGCUAUGAAGGCGUUGAGCGAGGCCACCCGCGACAGUGACAAGGGCUUUUUUCUCAUGAUCGAAGGCUCGAGGAUCGAUCACGCAGGCCACCACAAUGAUCCUGCUGCUCAGGUCCACGAAGUGCUCGCCUACGAUAAGACCUUCGCCAGUGUGCUCGAUUUCAUCAAAAAUGAGAAGACGGAGACCGUCAUGGUCUCUACCUCUGACCACGAGACUGGUGGUUUGGCAACCGCUCGCCAACUCCAUACCACCUACCCGGAGUACGUCUGGCACCCCGCGCCCCUUGCCAACGCAACCCACUCCGCCGAGCGCCUCGCCAUCGAAUACGCAGCAUAUCUUCUGUCAUCGCCCUCGCACGAGCGGAAGAAGGUCUUUGUCAUCAACAGCAUCACCAACGGACUCGGUAUCCACGACUACACCGAGGACGAAGUCGAAGCCAUCACCGACGCGCCCCUCACUUCCUUGUACGCCUACGCCGAUAUGAUCUCCCGCCGCUCGCAGACCGGGUGGAGCACGCACGGCCACUCAGCCGCAGACGUCAACAUCUACUCGUCCAACCCCAAAGCAGCCGCAGCGCUAGUCGGCAACCACGAGAACACGGAAGUCGGCGAGUUCCUAAGAAACUACCUCGCAGUCGACGUCGAGGCCGUGACAAAAGAGCUUAGAGAGAAAGGCAAGGAUCUCAAGGUGCUGGGCAUCAACGGCACGGAAGUCAGCUGGAUGGGCAAGGUUCCGAAAGAAGGUGAGAGGUUGGAUGGCCAGACGCAUUUAGCCGACUACACAGGCGACUUCAAGAAGAGGCAUCUGCUGCACGGCAGGGCGUGCGAUUGCGGGCACUGA
This is a messenger RNA of Ascochyta rabiei, 1788 nucleotides long. RefSeq names its product Alkaline phosphatase. Gene Ontology annotation, biological process: dephosphorylation. Gene Ontology annotation, molecular function: alkaline phosphatase activity. Bases 1 to 1788 code for a protein of 595 amino acids. The record is from RefSeq and is a predicted model, not a curated record. NCBI's taxonomy places the organism in Eukaryota, Fungi, Ascomycota, Dothideomycetes, Pleosporales, Didymellaceae. The transcript has 2 exons. Gene Ontology annotation, cellular component: fungal-type vacuole membrane.